AACUCGAAAGAGCUGUCAAGCCAAAAGCUAUUAUCAAAAACUCGAAAGAGCUGUCAAGCCAAAAGCUGUCAAGUGUGUACAGUAAACACGCACAGUUAUUAUAAAUACUUGGGCAAAUACUUUGAUGAGCGUAUUUUUUAUCUUGACUACUAUUUAGCAACUCGUUUUGCUGCCUCAUAUCAAACUAGCGAUCUCAUCAUAUCACAGUAUCCAGUAAACAAUCAAUCGUAGUAAAAAGAGAAAUAUUGGUCGAUUGGUGGUCUGUUUGAACUGCAGUGACUAUUGUAUACAAAGAACUAGUCACUUACAUAUUUUCCAAUCACGAUGAGUCUAUUGUUGAGUACGAGCAUAGAUUCGCUAACUGAAAUGGCUUUGAGUCCAACAGAUCCCAAUUCGUUUUCCAGACCAGAUUUGGCUGUUGUUACUCAUAUUCAUCUCAAUGUGAAGGUGAAUUUUACAAGGAAGAUGUUUGAAGGCAGCGUCAUCCUCGAUGUCGAGAAGAAAGGAGAUACCAAUGUCUUGAUUUUGGAUGUAAGGGGUCUAGUCAUAUUGUCAAUUACAAAUAUAUUUGAUGGAUCAAGGCUUGACUACUGCAUUGAAAAAGGUGUUGAUUAUGGAUCAAAACUUAGUGUGGAAUUACCAGAUGACCCAAUAAUUGAUGAUGGCAAAAUAAGUUAUAAAAUAAAAAUUGAUUACCGAACAUCUCAAGACUCUACUGCUAUACAAUGGCUCAACCCUGAACAAACAGCAGGGGGAAAACAUCCAUACUUGUUUUCUCAGUGUGAGGCCAUUCACGCCCGAUCUAUGUUACCCUGUCAAGAUACGCCAUUUGUAAAGUCUACGUACACAGCAGAGAUAACUGCGCCAGCUGAACUAAAUGUUCUCAUGUCAGCAAUAAAAGAAAAAAUCAUUGAUGUGGAUAAAGCAUUAAAGAUCCACAGGUUCCAUCAACCAGUACCAAUUCCAUCGUAUCUUAUAGCAAUAGCCGCUGGUGCUCUUGUUAGCAAACAAAUCGGGCCGCGCACACGAGUAUGGACCGAAAAAGAGUUGCUCGACAAAGGCGCUUACGAAUUUGAAGAGACUGAAAAGAUGUUAAAAACGGCAGAGGAUAUUUGUGGACCAUACGUUUGGGGAGUAUACGAUUUAUUGAUCCUGCCUCCCAGUUUUCCGUUUGGUGGUAUGGAAAAUCCAUGCCUUACUUUUGUCACACCAACUUUACUAGCUGGUGAUCGCUCGUUGGCCAAUGUAGUUGCUCAUGAAAUAUCUCACAGUUGGACUGGUAAUUUGGUAACAAAUAUGAAUUUUGAACAUUUUUGGUUGAACGAAGGUUUUACGGUAUUCGUUGAGAGAAAAAUAUUGGGUAGAAUGUACGACGAUAAGGUCAGGCAUUUUGCUGCACUGAUGGGGGUCCAAAGUCUGAAAACUGCCCUUAUAACGCUUGGAGACAAAAAUCCACUAACCAAUUUGGUGACCAAUUUAAUUGGGAUCGAUCCAGAUGAUGCUUUUUCAGUUGUACCUUACGAAAAGGGACACAUUUUCCUAUUCUAUUUAGAACAGCUACUUGGAGGGCCUGAUGUGUUUGAGCCUUUCUUACGAAGCUACUUGGAAGAAUUCAAGUACAAAAGCCUAAGCACCACACAGUGGAAAGAAUAUUUGUUUAAAUAUUUUUCCGACAAAGUUGAGGUUUUAGACAAAGUAGAUUGGAAUGCAUGGUUCAAUGAGCCUGGUUUGCCUCCUGUGAUUCCCAAGUAUGACACCACUUUGGCUCAAGAGUACUUAGACCUCGCUGCCAAGUGGCUAGCGGACAAGCCGAUAUCCGAGUUCAGUAAGAGUGACAUAGAAAACUGGACGUCCAAUCAGAAAGAAGCUUUCUUAGCUGAACUAGUAUUAAACAAUAAAUCUUUGUCCCUCGAUCAAGUAAAGUCAAUGAGUGAGCUUUACAGAUUCGAUUCCCGGCAGAAUUCCGAAAUACGAUUCAACUGGCUGAGAUUGUGUUUAAAAUCUCGGUGGGAGGAGAAAGUGAGCGAGGCUUUGGAUUUUGCCACGUCUCAGGGAAGACUAAAGUUCGUGCGUCCGCUUUUCCAAGACAUCUACGCCUGGGAAGAGAUGCGCCAGCGAGCUAUCGACGUAUACAACGAAAAAAAAUACAAAAUGAUGUAUGUCACGCGCGAGAUGGUAGCCAAGGAUUUGCAUAUAUUAGACAAAAACAAGAAUUAAAGCUUUAGAUGAGACAAAGUGAGAUGUAUGUUAACACCAAACACCCAUGUUACAUUAUAGUUCUUCCAAUUUAUAUACGAGUUUUUAGCUGAACUGUACAAAAUAAGCGUUUUCAAAAAAUACUUUUAAUGGGCAUUUACACAAACUUUUGUAUUGUAAACUUGCUAGAAUUUAGUAAAAAAAUAGAAAAGACUUAAAUAAGAAUGUUCCAA
Messenger RNA from Copidosoma floridanum, 2429 nucleotides. RefSeq names its product leukotriene A-4 hydrolase. Gene Ontology annotation, biological process: proteolysis; peptide catabolic process. Gene Ontology annotation, molecular function: zinc ion binding; metallopeptidase activity; aminopeptidase activity. Gene Ontology annotation, cellular component: cytosol. NCBI's taxonomy places the organism in Eukaryota, Metazoa, Arthropoda, Insecta, Hymenoptera, Encyrtidae. The record is from RefSeq and is a predicted model, not a curated record.